AUGAUUAAUUUUGUGUUACUGUGCAGCACUCCUGAAUCUCCCAAGCAACUUCAAGAAACCACACCCACGCUUCCCCCAGCUCCAACUAAAAUUCAUCCAGCCGCAGAAGACGCUGCUGCCCUGUUGAUGAUGGCACGGACAGCAACCUAUGUUCCUAAAACAGAUUCAGGGAUGCCAUCAUUUAGCCUUGGACUGACUGAUUCAAGCCAGGAGGGGGCGUCAACGCAGGAGACAGAAAGGGAAAAAUCUCCAGAAACUGCAAGUAUGCUAGAACAAUUAGACACUUUGGUCCAAAAAUUAGCAAGCAAUGCGGCGAAGGGAACAAACGAAAGUCCACAAAUUCAGAGGGAGACUGGGGGAGAAAGUUCUGCAAAGUUUGAAACUCCAGGGGGAAUAAAUCAAAUUACAGAUGAUAUGAAACAAAAGUGCUACAUCUGGGGGACGAGACUGAAGGAAGACGCAAAUGGCAAUACUGACGAGUAUGAGGAGAUUUGCAAUCUGAUUGGCAAAGGAGAAUACAUUUUGAUCAGAUCGCACCUUGCAUCCCUCCAGGCAAAAAGUGAUAUAGAAUCUCAGAUUGUAUCUGCCAUCUGCCUCAUCCUAAACCAGAAAAAUGAAAAGAGGUUUCAGGAACAAAUAUACUGCCUCCCCCCCGAUAUUGUGAGCAUGGCACUUUCGGAUCACCCAAAGGGGGAAUUCAUAUCCCCGAAAACGGAAAAGGAAUUCAGGGUGGAAGCCUACCCGAGUUUCAUUCACUUCAUAGAUAGAAAAAAAUUAAGUUCGCAUCCAUAUAUUUUUGCUCCUGUUUGCCACUCGGGACAUUGGUGGUUAUGGCUAAUAAAUACAAUAAAGCGGAAAUGUCAAAUACUUGACCCGCUACACAAAAAAGCUCUAAGCGAUGAGAGAAAGGACAUUAAUAAAUUCACUGGAUAUGUAUUUUCAAGAUUGAUAACAUAUGCCGGCGGGAAACCUCUGGAGAAAGGCGAGAAGGAAAAGGAAAUUAAAGCAUCAGAUGUUAAAAUAUCAGGGCAAAAAAUAAGGUAUAAAUUUCUUGAGUUAAUUGAGCCGGAAAACAUCAAAAAGGGGAAGUAUGAAUGGGAUAAUUGGCCACAGGAGGAGGUGGACCACUAUAGAGUGGAGUAUGCUUCCUGGAUACUAUUCAGUGAGAUGAAUAAACAGAGAGAUCGGGCAAUUAGAGAGAGUAGUGCUAUAAGGCUGUCGAAGCCAUCCUCUGUAUUAUUGAGUCCAUUUUGUCAGAUUAAUUCUGCUGAUAUAGAAACUGGGUGGUGA
This is a messenger RNA of Arachis stenosperma, 1290 nucleotides long. RefSeq lists its product as uncharacterized. Gene Ontology annotation, molecular function: cysteine-type peptidase activity. Gene Ontology annotation, biological process: proteolysis. The transcript is spliced from 9 exons. The record is from RefSeq and is a predicted model, not a curated record. The coding region runs from base 1 to 1290 and encodes 429 amino acids. NCBI's taxonomy places the organism in Eukaryota, Viridiplantae, Streptophyta, Magnoliopsida, Fabales, Fabaceae.